UAAACGCGGUUCCUGUGGCGACAACGGUGACCGCAGGGAGUAAUGGAGCCGAGGGUGGUCAAGCCGCCUGGUCAGGAUCUCGCCGUGGAGCGCCUCAAAAGCCUCUACGGACUGGGGGGCAGCUGCCCCGCCGAGUAUGAUUUUUCAAAUUUUGAUCAGGCCAAAUGUAAGAGAAGAUCUCUAACCUAUCCAGAUGAUUUGAAUACCUAUUCAUCCGGAGAUAAAGUUGGUUCAUCAUUAAGAUUUUAUUCUGAAGAAGGAAAGCAUCGUACAUCGCCUCUUUGCAGUUCAUUCAAGCACUUAAAUAUGAAUUGCCUAGAUGAUGAACUGGAUUCUUUUCAUAAUUUGAAGCAACGGGAAACAGAGGAGUUAAUUGAGAGUGAACACAAAGUUAGUGCCUCCAGAAUAUCCAAGCAACCUUUUAAAGAAAUAGAUAAAGUUGCCCAACCGACUAAUUUGACCUUAAAUUCAAGAACUUGGAGUGAAUGCUGUAGUGAUACGAGUGGUUCUCUUUCGAAAGGUGUUAAGCCUCCAACCUCUAAAGCAUCAAACAAGCAGAGUUUACUUCCACAUCAUGUCAAUCAGAUAUAUGAUGAAUUAUUUCAAAUACAUCAGAAGCUGCAGUGUGAAACUGCAGCGCAACAGGAAUUUGCUGAAGAACUUCAAAAGCGAGAACGUUUUUUAGCUGAACGAGAACAACUGCUUUUCAGACAUGAAACUGCCUUGAGUAAAAUUAAAGGUGUUGAAGAAGAGGUUCUUACAAGGUUCCAAAUUAUAAAGGAGCAACAUGAAGCAGAAGUUGAACACUUAACUGAAGCUCUUAAGGAAAGGACUAAAGAAAGCAAGAGGUUGAGAUCAUCUUUUGAUGCACUGAAAGAAUUGAAUGAUAGCUUGAAAAAACAGUUAAAUGAAGUAAGUGAAGAAAACAGGAAGAUGGAGGUUCAGGCUAAAAGAGUUCAAGCUCGUUUAGAUAAUUUACAGAGGAAGUAUGAAUUUAUGACAAUACAGAGAUUGAAAGGGAAUUCCCAGCCUGCUCAUGAAAUGAAAACUUUAAAACAAGAAAAAAUACCAAUUUCAAAAACUUAUAAGGUACCACUUAAUGCCCAAGUUUACGAGCUGUUAGCUAUGUUCAUGGACUGGAUUUCAGAUCACCACCUUAGUCAACUGAAAAAUGAGGAAUUUGGACUGGAGGGUGAAAAGCCAUUAAUCAAACAUUCUUCUCAGAGAAAUGAUAUUCAGGAGAAGUGUGUAAAGACAUCUGAAUAUACUGCACCUUUCUGUUUCCCGUCAUGUUACCUUCAGCUUUUGCCUGUGAUUGCCGAGCAGCUACAGUGGAUGCCAUUUGUGAAUGCCAGACAUCACGAGCCUUUUGUCAAGUUUAUAUAUUGGUCACUAAGGCAGCUAGAUGCUGGAACACAGCAUUCAACUCUGACAUCAACGUUGAGAAGAUUGGGUGAAGACAUAUUCAAAGGAGUAGUAACUAAGGGAAUUCAGGAUAAUUCCUUAGAGCAUUCUGUGGAGAAUAAACCAAAGACAGCUGCUUUUUUUAAGAGCUCCAGUUUACCACUGAGAUUUUUAUCAACCUUAAUUGUUCUUAAAACAGUAACUCAAGCUGAUUACCUGGCCCAGGCUUUUGAUUCUCUUUGCUUGGACUUGAAGACAGACGAAGGGAAAACCUUGUUUUUGGACUGUCAAGCUGUUCCAGUAAUAUUAGGCCACCUAAGGAUAUCCAGUAAAGGACUCCUAUCCAACGUCAUUGAUAGUUUGCUUCAGAUGACAGUGGAAUCUAAAUCCUUGCAGCCUUUUCUGGAAGCUUGUAGCAACACUUUAUUUUUCCGUACCUGCUCCGUGCUCCUUCGAACCCCUAAACUUGAUCUUCACAUACUAGAAAAGCUCAGUAUUAUUUUACAGAAACUUUCCAAAAUCAAGAGUAAUAAGAAGCUCUUCGAACUCUUUACAAUUCACCUGAUGCUGCAGGAAAUACAAAGGACAACACACCCAGAGCAUGCCUUUCUCUGUAUUAACCUAAAUUCAACUCUGUUCAAUUUGGGAUUAACAAAAUGCAACUCCCUCGUCUCCAAUGCAAGCCAUUAGACUGGCUUGUUAUUUUAUUUUUAUGUAUGUUGCUUAUUUUUAAAACUGUAAAAAUUGAAAAAGUAACUAAAAAUUUAUCGAGUAAAGUUAUCAGUAGCAUCAUUUAUCAUGAAAGAUAAACAGAAGGUUUUUUUCUUAAAAUGAAAUCUAUAGCAGCUCUAGAGUUUUCAGGAUAUUCCUGUUUAACUAAGGCAGUGCUAAUAUACAAGACGGCAUCUUCAGAAUUAGCGACAUUAAUGACGUUGGGCUAACUUUUUGUGUGAGUAUUUUAGGAAAACUGUCUUUUGAAAUUAUGUGAUUAUUUGGAAUAAAGUUGGUGCUUAUGUGGGAACAGGGUUAGAUCAUGUUAUUCUGUUGUCUUAAUAUAGUAGAAUCAUCCUUUUAGAAGUAAAAGGUAUGUAUUAACUCUUGAUAUCCUAACUUCCCUGUAUAUCCUAGAUUCCCAAAUGUUGAUUUUUUUUUUAAAUUAUGCUAUUCAUGGGGUACUUCAGGGAAAAAUUAAAUGUUUUUUUCUACUUUUAUUUUUUCAAAAUAAUCUUUAUUUCAGAGUGAGUGUGUAUAACGUCAGUGUAAGGUUGCAUGUUGCUAUAAUAUCAGUGAAGCUUCCAGACUAAGAGGGAGUAGGAAGAAAAGCCUGAUGAUCUACUUUUGAAAAUCAGCCAGUGAAAAUCCUGUGGAUCACAAGGGUCCAAUCUGCAGCAGAUCACGGGAAUGGGACAGGAUUGGACUGUGUUCCGUCCUGUUGUGCAUGGAGUCUCCAUGAGUCAGGGCCAACUCGCCGGUAGCUAACAGCACAAUGACAUGUAUGAUGUAGAUUUAAAUGAAAAUAUCAUCGUUCCACCACCCAAAGAUAACUCUUGCUAUAGCCAAAGGCGAUCACAGUGACCAGAGGUCUGGGUGAGGGGAAGGUGGUGGAACAUAGGGCUUAAGGCAGCGUAAGAGGAACAAGAAAAAAUCAGAUUAUCCUGAAAACCCAUAAAAGUAUACACUCCCAGUGUCUAAUUUCAGUUUAGAAUCCAGAAUAAAGUUUCAGGAAGCUGUUUGGCCUCUUCAAAAGAAUAUAAGACAAGUGUGCUCUUUAUGAAGCAGAAGCAGAAAGCCAUAAGGAAAGAACAGGCUGAGGUCAAUAUGGAAAGGCUUGUAGGAACCCAGAAGUACAGAUGCAAACAAAAAAUGCAGACUGGAAACAAAAAAUAUACUUCAGAAAGUUGUUUCGGUGUCAUGAGAACAAAGGAGAUGCUCUCUCAGAACUCAGAGCAUAUAGAGACGAUACCAAUGGGAGGGUGAAAGACAGUGGAACUGAGAUUGGUUCUCAAGCAUGGGGAUAUUUGAUGCUUCAAAAGGAGAAAAUAAAACAAGUGAAGGAGAAGCAAUAUUUAAGGAUAUAGUUGAAUAAGGUUUUUGGGAACUGAAGAAAGACCUGUAUUGAAAAGGCCUAUAUUGAAUGGGCUCAUGUUCCAGAACAAUCCAUGAGAAAGGAUUCAGUAAUUAGACCCAUUCUGGUAAAAAGUUUAAAUAAUAAGGAUAGAAGCAAAAACAAACAAAAACCAGUUAUCUGUAAGAGAAGGAAAACCAAACUUGUCUCAUGGAAUGCCAAGUUAAUAGUUCUAGAGGGGAUCCUUUUUAACCCCAAAACUUAUACCUACUGAUGAUACCUUUCAUAGGUGAAGACAGUGGAAAGACAUUUUCAGACAUGCAGACACUGAGAAAUUAUACAUACCAUUUAUGUACUCUCCUUGAGAAAGAAGCUACGUAUAGAUUACUCUAACCAACUUAGAGAUGAAGGAAAACCGAAUUUGUAUCACCUAGUACCAAAAGAAAAAAAAAACUGUAGCAAGCACUGAAACCAGUUAAACAUAAAUAAAUUUAAGUAAUUGUAAAUAGGUUUAAAGUGGAAUGAAAUGCCAGAUUCUUAAAAAGGGGAUAAAUAGUGGAAAAAAGUGAUAGUAAUUUGAAUUAUGUCACUGUGAGUCAGAAUUGACCCAAUGGCACACAACAACAACAUUAACCGAUAACAAAAACUGAGAAUUAAUGGGGCCUUGAGUCUGAGGUGGAGCCCUGGUUGCACAGUGGUUAAGAGCUCGGCCGCUAACCAAAAGUUCAGCAGUUUGAAUCCACCAGCUGCUCCUUGGGAACCCUACGGGGCAGUUCUCCUCUGUUCUAUAGGGUCGCUAUGAGUUGGAAUCCAUUUGAGGGCAACAGGUUUGCUUGUUUGCUUUUUUUGAGAGUGAAGUAUAGAUGGAGGACUUAGUAAGUACAAGUAUUAUCAGAAAUAGAGUAAAAAUGUCCAUGUCAGUAUUAACUUUGACAGUUAGAAAACUGUAGGAGAAAGGAUGCUUUUGGAAAAUGACAAGGUUACUGUUAUUAAAAACAGGAUAAAUAUUCUCCAAAACACUGAAAAAGAUAAAAGGAAAUAUUUGUGUAGACACAGCAAAAGAGAGAAAACCAGGAGCAUGUGAAGAACAAAAAUAUUUGUUUAGGAUAAAUAAGUUUUUAAAAUUAUAAAUAAAUUUCUGUUAUUGACCAAUGCUGAUAAAAUUUAAAAUUUAGCUGAAAUGGACUAUUCUCAAGGAAAAAAAAAAAACUACCAAAAUUGUCUCAAGGAACCCAUAAUAGAAAACCAUAGAAGUCUUUUAUAAAAUUAUCAUGGAACUCUUUAAAAAAUUAAAAGAAGUCCAGGUAUUUUUUAAGUGAAUUGUUUUAAAUCUUCAAGGAAGAAGUAUUUUAAGCUAUUUAGAGCAUAGAAAAAACAUCCUCAUUCAUUUUAUACAGUAAGCCUGGACCCAGUACCAAAAAACUGAAAGUGAGAAUGAAUUAAAAAAAAAAAAAAAGACAAAAGUCUUAAAGAAAUUACAAACAACACAACACCAACUGUAUAUGACGGGAACAUUAAUCUUUGACCAAGUAGGAUAGCAUGGAUUCUAGAAAUGCAAUCUUGGCUUUCUAGUAAGAUACACAUGUUCUGUUAGUAAAGCGAAGAAGGAAAGCCAUAGUCUCAAUGCCUUAAAGUUAAAAGAAUCCAAAAUCAACAGCAAAUAAAGUUACUAUGAAACACUAAAAACAUGUCUAUUAACAUUUCUGUCACUGUUGAUGACAACUCAUAGCCACACCUCAUGGUAGAGCAGACCUGCCCCACAGGGUUUCCAAGGCUGUAAUUUUUAUGGAAGCAGACUGCCACAUCUUUCUCCUGCAGAGUGGCUCGUGGGUUCGAACUGCCGACCUUUAAGCAGCUGAGCGCUUACACUGUGCCACCAGGGCUCCUUCUAUUAAGGUUAGGACUAGAAAAUAAAGGAGGGCGGGAAUGUGGUUAGGAAGAGGUUUGUGAUCAAAAGGGUUUCUGAGGCUGGCAAUAUUGUUUCUUGACGUGGGAGGUGGGUACGUAGGCAUUCACUGUGUAAU
Molecule: messenger RNA, 5493 nt
Organism: Loxodonta africana (African savanna elephant)
Lineage: Eukaryota; Metazoa; Chordata; Mammalia; Proboscidea; Elephantidae
Gene: CCDC138
Product: coiled-coil domain containing 138
Exons: 15
Coding region: 43-2094 (683 amino acids)
Source: RefSeq, a predicted model, not a curated record